Phytomonas sp. Hart1 is the source of this 1923-nucleotide messenger RNA. The record is from the annotation of a GenBank genome assembly. Lineage: Eukaryota; Euglenozoa; Kinetoplastea; Trypanosomatida; Trypanosomatidae.
AUGCAGCAUUUUCCUUUACAAAACAAAAAACUGCAGCGGCUUACACUUCCCUAUGCCAAAGUGGGCAUCUGCGAGAUGAUGAACGCUUCCUCGCGAUACUUCAUGGACUCCUUUAACGUUUACAACACCAAAAACAAAAAGGCCUAUACUCUUAAUCAUCCAAUCUGCAGAAACGACGGGUAUCUUUCCGAGCAGGCGUCUUCAAUAAUGGGUGAAAUGAUAGGGGGUGGCCUGAUGGAUAGCUAUACAGGGGCGACGGCGCCGCGCUUUGUCGCGCAUUACCUCGCCAAGGCGUUGAGCAUGCACACGAUAGUUCCGUCUGAGCUCGCGGCGCUUCGAAAAGAGCGUCCGGGCGAUCUUUUAGUGGACCUAAUGCUAACUUCCAUGCAUCGACAUCGGACGUUUCAACACAACGCCAUUUCCUCGAGCGGGGCAGCCUUGUCGUCCGAGGCCUCACGAGCGGUGAGCACCGACGCCGCUCGGAGGUUACGAUCGGUAAUGACGGACUGGGAUUCCCAGCAAUACGCCAUUUGCGCCGACGCCGCAUUUUUUCGGUGCUGUCAUCUGCUCCAAAAAAUCGAAUCCCUCAGGGAAAACGCGGGUGGAAUUGAGCAUCUGGGCAAUCUUGAGGACAACCUGGAUCAACUUCUAACGCAGGUAUCGAGAAAUGAAGCCGAGUUGGUGAGGUUUUUGGUAAAUGAUAUGAAAGAAUGCGAUGACGGGCGAACUCCCAGGCUCGCGGAGGUCCUUGAGAGUGGCUGUAGCGGGGUGUGGUUUACAGCCACUGUGGCGCCCUUUGAGCUCGAAACACAGCGGGAAUGCCAAAAGGAGAAAAAGAUAAGCGAAUCCCGCAUGGCGCCACCUCCCGAAAAAUACGCACCAAUCUCAAAUAAUGGGUUGCCAAGGCAUGCAAGCGAAAAAAGUGGUCUACCCAACCGCAUGGGGGAACAGAAGCCGUACUGUUUAGAUUUGAUGGUGUCGAACGUUGGAAACUCGAGGGCAUUUGGGAUUCUACGCAGUCGUCUUUCUAAAACUUCUCGAAGUUUCCUCGACAGCUCUCGUGAGCACAUCGUUCCGCUUAGUAUCGAUCACAGGCCCUUCCAAACUGAAGAACGUCGUCGUAUCACCAGUGCUGGUGGAAAGGUAUCUACAAAAGAUGGCUGCGUGAUCGACGACAAUCCUUUUUUCACCGUCUCCCGUAGCUUUGGGCAUUGGUCAAUGAAGAACAACCCGAAUCGAUCGCCGGUUCGGCAAAAGAUUAUUCCCCUGCCCUCCAGCGCGAGCUGGGAGAUGUUGCCAGGGGAUAUUCUGGUCUUGAGCAAUCACGCCUUGUACGAGACACGCCAUGAGGAGGACACCGACAUGGACGAGCUGGCAAAGCUCGCGGGCCGGGCGGUGGAUCGCGGCCUCCCCCCAGAAGAGGUCGCCGCGACGCUGUGCGAUUUCGCCCUCCGCUUCGGGGCUGAACAUUCCGUGCAGGUAAUGGUGAUGGUCGCCACGAACCUCGCGCGGGGUCCGGAAGAGAGGUUGGACGAGGCCGCGAAGGGGCCUUUUUUGCCUUUGUUCCAUGAGUAUAUUCGGCCGGGGCCAUUCUAUGCCGAAGCCUGUCGGAGGAUUCCGGAGUAUUGUCAGGCCCUUCGACGUGACUGUAGGCGCUGCGGCAUCAAGCUGCCGGAGCUACUGAAGUUGCGCUGGGAACGUGUUAAAGACAUCUUGCACCAACGACAUGCCCUUCCCCUGCACAUCUAUUAUGGGAAGGAGUGUGGAGGCUUACAACAGAUCAUGGAUGAGGAGGCCGAUUUGUUUGCCGAUUUGAUAAAAAAUGAAUCAUCGCUAUAUGAGGAUGACAUCUUCCUGAGACUAGAGAAAGAUUUAAUGGCUGAGGAUAAAAUGGUGCAGGCGAAGAACUCAAUGAAUCCAUGA